GUGGGGCGCGGACGCCGGCCCGGAAGGACGCGGCGGUUGUCUGGGCGCGCAGGGUGUGCGCGGCGGGGCCGGCUCGGGCUGCUUUGCUAGAAAACGCCGCUCCACGCGCGGCCAUGGCCUCCCUGUGGCGAGAAAUCCUCCUGGAGACCCUCCUGGGAUAUGUUUCUUGGUCUCUCUGCCAUGGCCUGGGACCGAUGAUCUAUUACUUUCCUCUGCAAACCCUUGAACUCACUGGGCUUGAAGGUUUUGGCAUAGCGUUGCUUUCUCCAAUAUUCCUAACAAUUAGUCCUUUCUGGAAAUUGGUUAAGAAGAAGUGGAUGCUAACCCUGCUGCGGAUAAUUACUAUUGGCAGCAUAGCCUCCUUCCAGGCUCCGAAUGCCAAACUUCGGCUAGUGGUCCUUGCGCUUGGCGUGUCUUCCUCUCUGAUAGUGCAAGCUGUGACGUGGUGGACAGGAAGCGGUUUGCAAAGGUACUUCAGAAUCUGGGGAUUCAUCUUAGGACAGAUUCUUCUUCUUGUUCUCCGCAUUUGGUACACUUCACUAAACCCAAUCUGGAGUUAUCAGAUGCCCAACAGAGUGAUACUGACGUUAAGUACCAUAGCCACACUUGAUCGCAUUUACAUGGAUGGUGACUGCAGUAAACCUGAGGGGAAAAAGACUGGUGAGGCAGCCAAGGGGAUGGCCUCUAGAUCUAACUGGUUGUUGGCAGGGGCUGCCUUUGGCAGUCUCGUGUUCCUCACCCACUGGGUUUUUGGAGAGGUCUCUCUCGUUUCCAGAUGGGCAGUGAGUGGGCAUCCCCAUCCGGGGCCAGAUCCUAACCCAUUUGGAGGCGCAGUUCUGCUGUGCUUGGCGAGUGGAUUGAUGCUUUCGGCUUGUUCCUGGUUUCCUGGUACCAGUUUAAUCUGGUGGGUUACAGGAGUGGCUUCCGCUGCGGGUCUCCUUUGCCUGCCCACGUGGGCAGCCGCUGUUUCUGGCUGUGUGCUUGCCCUCUUCACAGCGUCCAUGUGGCGUCCAGUGCUUGGACACCUUAUUAGCUCAGGGUCAAGCCCUGGGAAAACCAUGACCGUUGCCAUGAUAUUUUAUCUUCUGGAAAUAUUUUUCUGUGCAUGGUGCACAGCUUUUAAAUUUGUCCCAGGAGGGGUCUACGCUAGAGAAAGAUCUGAUGUGCUUUUGGGGAUAGUGAUGGUAAUUAUUGGGCUGAAUAUGCUAUUUGGUCCUAAGAAAAGCCUUGACUUUCUUCUUCAAACAAAAAACAGUCCUAAAGUGCUUUUCAGAAAGAGUGAACAAUACAUGAAACUUUUUUUGUGGCUGCUUGUUGGUAUAGGGUUGUUGGGAUUAGGACUACGGCAUAAAACCUAUGGGAGGAAAUUGGGCAAAGGGGCACCAACCACAGAGGUAUCUGCCGCCAUCUGGCCUUUCAGGUUCGGCUAUGACAAUGAAGGAUGGUCUAAUCUAGAAAGAUCAGCGCAAUUGCUCAAUCAAACAGGUGCAGAUUUCAUAACAAUUUUGGAGAGCGAUGCUUCUAAGCCCUAUAUUGGGAACAAUGACUUAACCAUGUGGUUAGGGGAGAAGUUGGGUUUCUAUACUGACUUUGGUCCAAGUGCAAGGGAUCACACUUGGGGCAUUAUGGUUUUGUCAAGAUACCCAAUUGUGAAAUCAGAGCAUCACCUUCUUCCGUCACCAGAGGGCGAGAUCGCACCAGCCAUAACACUGACUGUUAACAUCUCCAACAAACUGGUGGAUUUUGUUGUGACACACUUUGGGAAUCACGAAGAUGACCUCGACAGGAAACUUCAGGCUAUUGCAGUUUCAAAACUACUGAAGAAUAGCUCUAAUCAAGUGAUAUUUCUGGGAUACAUCACAUCAGCACCUGGUUCCAGAGAUUAUCUACAGCUCAUUGAACAUGGUAAUGUGAAGGAUAUCGACAGCACAGAUCAAGACAGAUGGUGUGAAUACAUUAUGUAUCGAGGGCUGGUCAGAUUGGGUUAUGCAAGAAUCUCCCAUGCUGAACUGAGUGACUCUGAAAUUCAGAUGGCUAAAUUUAGGAUCCCAGAUGACCCCAUUAAUUAUAGAGACAACCAGAAAGUGGUCACAGACCGCAGGGAAGUUCCCAAGAAAAUUCAUUUCAAUCCCAGAUUUGGAUCCUACAAAGAUGGACAUAAUUAUGAAAACAACCAUCAUUUUCAUAUGAGUACUCCCAAAUACUUUUUAUGAGCUAUUUAAAACAAGAAUUCGUUGACUGGGCAAGUCUAAGGAAAACAAAAGUAUGUAAGAUAAAAAGAAGAGAUGAAUCAAAGUGGGAAACCACAUACAAAGAAUGAAAAUGUAUGCUAUCUAUGCAGUGGGAAAUUCUAUCAAUUUAUAAAAUAUAUUGCUUAAUAAAAGCAUUUCUC
Ceratotherium simum simum (southern white rhinoceros) is the source of this 2392-nucleotide messenger RNA. It is a transcript of the gene CWH43, whose product is annotated as cell wall biogenesis 43 C-terminal homolog. Lineage: Eukaryota; Metazoa; Chordata; Mammalia; Perissodactyla; Rhinocerotidae. The record is from RefSeq and is a predicted model, not a curated record. Gene Ontology annotation, biological process: GPI anchor biosynthetic process. Gene Ontology annotation, cellular component: endoplasmic reticulum.